GCGCAUGGACUGGUCGAAGGGAAGGAAGCGGUCUGCCGUGGACAAAACAUCCUCAACACGUUUUCCCAUCUCCAACCAAACCCCUACCACCAGGAGGGCCUGCUGCCAGUCUCCAGAAGGGCAGUGAAUUGCCAAUUCCGAAGAGGGUAGCAAAUUUGCCAGUCCUAGAGGCGGCGGCCACACGUAAAAUUUUUUGGGAGCGUCGCACGUGGUCUUGCAGAUACAGACCUGAAUAUAUCGCCUGCGCGAAAGUGAAGUCCCCUGGAAACACAGCUGGCCGAAGGGAAGGAAGCGGUCUGUCGUGGAUAAAACAUCCUCGACACGUUUUCCCAUCUCCAACCAAACCCCUACCACCAGGAGGGCUUGCUACCAGUCUCCAGAAGGGCAAUGAAUUGUCAGUUCCAAAGAGGGUAGCAAAUUUGCCA
Molecule: messenger RNA, 425 nt
Organism: Ambispora leptoticha
Lineage: Eukaryota; Fungi; Glomeromycota; Glomeromycetes; Archaeosporales; Ambisporaceae
Source: the annotation of a GenBank genome assembly